UGGCCGAAGAAAGGGUCAACAGACAAGCGUGGUCAGGCGUCUGCGACCGAUGGUGGAGCGCGUCCUUGCAACACCCAGCUACGUCUGGAGGAGGAUGGUGGUGACGUGGCCGGCCAUCAACAGGGGCCUGCAGCAGCGGCGGUGCCCGACGAAUGACUUCCAAGCUCUACGGCAAGGCGGAUGCCAAUGGCUGCCAACUAGCGCACGGUGACACGGAGGGGUGGGGUAGGUUUGUCCUGAGCUUUUACCCACCAAACAUGAGUGGAUGGGCAACGCACUCGGUCGAGGAGAUGUUGGGUGGGGCGGAGAGCGGCACCACCCCCUCUCUGCGGGAGAGGUGGUUCCGGUCCUCGAGCCAACGGGGUCGGCCGCCACCCUAGGAAAAAUUGAAGGGCAGGUGCCGCACAUGCCGGUGAGCAGUGCCGCUGAAAAAUCGAACUUCGGUGAUUGUGGUUG
Molecule: messenger RNA, 456 nt
Organism: Ectocarpus siliculosus
Lineage: Eukaryota; Phaeophyceae; Ectocarpales; Ectocarpaceae
Source: the annotation of a GenBank genome assembly